This is a messenger RNA of Seriola dumerili (greater amberjack), 6938 nucleotides long. It is a transcript of the gene nsd1b, whose product is annotated as histone-lysine N-methyltransferase, H3 lysine-36 and H4 lysine-20 specific-like. Gene Ontology annotation, cellular component: nucleus; chromatin. The record is from RefSeq and is a predicted model, not a curated record. Gene Ontology annotation, molecular function: protein binding; histone H3K36 methyltransferase activity. Lineage: Eukaryota; Metazoa; Chordata; Actinopteri; Carangiformes; Carangidae. Gene Ontology annotation, biological process: regulation of DNA-templated transcription. Bases 126 to 6938 code for a protein of 2270 amino acids. The transcript is spliced from 25 exons.
UGAGUGGGCCUUAUGCAGGCCCUGGCAGGGAGACUCAUCAGUCCAACUGCCCUUUGACCCCUGGCCGUGACCUCUCCACCCACUCUUGCUCCACCAGACACCAUGACCACAGGAUUGGCCUAACCAUGUCUGCUGCCACCUCCUCUCUCAAGCAUGCAUCCGUCUAUGGGUUCACACAAAGGGACCACUCCUCCUCCUCCUCUUCCUCCUCCUCCUCCUACAGUCCUCUUAGGAGGCUACAACAUCUCACCACCAUGGUGAGCCAGCCUGACCUGGUCCUGCCGGUGAGGGAACCAGACAGGAGCUGGGAGUGGGGGGUGCAUAAGAAGAAGGAGAGGGGGAAGGAGAUGGAGAGAGACUCCUGGGCUGAUUGCACUAGCAGGGAUUAUUCUGGCACCCAAAAUACAAGCAGGGAGAAAAGCUUUGGUAAUUCUUCUGCUAGACAAAAACAACCCGAGGUCCAAACUGGAAGUAGAGAUGCGCCACCAGCCAAUCGGAGCGAUCCUGUCACCUCAGAGAAAAAGACAGAAGGUUGUUUCUCAGGCCCGCCUAGCCCGGCCUUCUCCCUUGAUAGCAACAGCCCCUUCGCUAAUGGCCUCCUCCAUUUUGAGUCCUCUUUAUUUGAGGAUGACGACAAUGAUCAAGUGCGAGAGGCGGUGUCGCCCAUGGGAGGCUUGCAGGACAAACAUGAGAGGGCGGGGAAUGUUCUUCACUCCACUCCUGGAGACUUAAAUUCGGACUCUAAGGAUGCUACCCUGUCGUCAGCCAAGGUCGUCACCCGGUCCCAGUCCUCGGGUCAACGCAGGAGAUACUGGGAUGGCUCAGAGGAUGAGUGGGAGAGCGACACCGAUCUGUUCCUGUUUGUGGAUAGUCCCUCAAGGCAUUCAAUGGCAAGUUUUACCCCUUAUUACCCUGCGUCAACUUGGCACACAUUACCUGGUUGUCAGGUUUUCUUUAGCAAUAGCAACAGCACUAUCAGACAGCAGAACAGCCUGAAGAAAAAGCCUUUGCCGCCUGUGAAGUUUUUAGAGGGUGAGAUUAUUUGGGCAAAGUUCAGCCGAAGACCCUGGUGGCCCUGUGAGGUGAUCAUUGACCCCAUACAGGGAAUCUAUCACAGAGUGAAAGAGCCCAGUGACCGGCCCUGUCGGCUCUACCACGUCAGGACCUUUGGUGAGCCUGUGGAGCUUGUCUGGGUGGAGGAAAAAUCAACUCACACUUUCCAUGGAGGCUUUGAAUUUGAACAGCUCCCCCUACUGCGUCGGAGGGGGAAGCAAAGGGAGCAGAACUACAAAUACACUAUUGCAAAGCGUUAUCAGGACUCCUGGAAAUCCAGUGUGGCAGAAGCUGAAUCUAUUCUCCCGGAGAGACCCAAAAUGGCUUCCUCUGUUUCUUCGUCCAUAGAUGAGGCCUUCCACGACAGCUCCACACCGGAGAGAGAGAGCAAGACCCAUCCGACCUUUCCUCCCUCCACUUCGCCUGUCUCCACCCUGCCUGAGACAUCACACGUGACCAAUGGAUCCAUUUCAUCCCCAGUUAUUUCAUCCCCAAUAACAACUCCAGCAAAGCCAAGCACUUUAAGGAAAUCUUCUGGCAAGAAGAAACCAAGCAAAUCAUCAAAAGACAUGAAUAGUAAACACUCUAAAAAGACACUGCGCAAUAGUCCUGACCAAUCAGAUAGAGAGAAUGGAGAGUGCCCAUAUUCAGACCUCGAUUCAGUCCCUAAGAUUUUGUGUCCUAAAGCACUUGAACGUCAACCUAAGCUAGUUCCUACUCAGCUGUCUGUUACGGUUGUCAAAGAGGUGAAGAAGCAGCCAGAAAUUCAAAGCGGUCUUUGGUUCAGUAAAUCAGGCAAAGACAGACGACCUAAAACAUCCAGUCCGAUGCCAGACCGCACUCUCUUUAGCAAGGCGUCGUGUAAGAAAAAGAACCAGUCAGUUGUCAGUAAAAAGAUGCUGGUUACAAGUGUCUCCUCUAGUGGAGGGACCAGUGACCACUCAGGGUCGUCAGACAAGCAUAAGAUUCUGGUACCUGCUGAAGCAAAUCUGCCUCCUGAACAGUCAGGAAAUAUGAAGUGUAAAAACACCCCGGUCGCCAGUAAGUGUUCUGAUACAACUGGCAGUCUUGCUGACCAGUCAGGACUGUCAGACAAGCAGAAGUCCCCGGUGUCUGUUGAGACCGGUGUGCCCUCUGACAAGUGUGGAUACUCAAAGAGUAGUCAGACACCCACUAAUACAGCAGACACUGUUAUUGGCCCGACGUCUGAUCAGUUUGGUAGCUCAGAUGUUAAAAAGGCCUUAGAUCCCAGCAUGAAACAAGGGAAUUCAGUAACUAGGAAGGCUCCUGUUUCCAAAGGCCUGUCUUCUGAGAAAUCCAAGAAGGCUGUCCACAAAUCAAAGCAGGUUCCAGAUGAAGUGAAUAAAGUCAUACUUGAGCAGCCUGCACACCUUCCAGCCAGCAGUCGGCUGAUGACCAGAGCCCUGAAAGCCAUGCAGGAGGCAGAGCAGAAGAAGAAGGAAAAAGCCCAAAAGGAGGCUGAGCAGAAAGAAACCUUAAAACCGUUCAAAAAAGCUGAGGACCUCGUGCGCCACUCUGCACGUAACUCCACUUGGAAUCCAGGGACCAAACUAGACUCUUGCACUAAAAGGAAAUCUCGUAAAUCUCAUUACAAUGACAACGGUGAGUGUGAUCAGGACACACUGUCUAGCUGUAGCAGCACUCCUUUGAUGCUUUCUGAUUCAACUGACUUUGAAGCUGAUGUCAAGAGCGAAGAUGAAGACCUCUCAAUAUCCUCAACUCCACCGAUGGACUUCAUACCCCUUACUUCUAAGGUAAAAGCAAAGAGGGAAGAUCAGUCCUCCGACAUAUGCUCCUCAUCCUCACCUUCCUCACCUUUUUCUUUUAUGAAUGCCUUUAAAAACGUGAAGCAGGUAUCCUUCCAGUCUCUGACAAAUGAGGGUGAUGGUAAACCCAUCUCUUUCAAAGCAAACACAAACUACAAGUUCAGCACUUUUCUCAUGAUGUUGAAGGACUUGCAUGACACUAGAGAGCGAGAAGGGGCCCCCUUAGAACUGGAGAUCGGGCCACCAAGUGCACAUGUUAAGGAGGAGCCGUUAGUGAUGCCUGGGGAGGCUAAACCCACAGGCCCAGAUCAACCAAUUGGACAUGUCAAUAACAAUUCAAAUUCAAGUCCAGACAAAAUCAAACUCACACAAGACAGCACAAGUCAGAUUUUGAAGAGGCCCUAUAACAGAAGGGGCAGCUGCACAGGAGGGAAAAAGAAAGCCAACCGCAAAGUGCCUUGUCGUCCUGCCAGGUCUGGACCUGGUUUCCCAGGACUGGAGUCCUCACCAGGAAUUGCAUCCUUACCAACAGUGGACUCGUCAUCAGGAGUGGAUAGCUCAUCAAGAGUCCAGUCCUUGUUGGGCAUGCAGACCAGCAGCUGGGAGAGGCAGGCUAGAGGUGGUGAAGCAGUGGUUCGGGAGGAGGAGGGGAAAGAGAGCUGGACCAGAGUAAAUGAGAAUCUACAGAACAUGGUGCCUUUGGAGCAGCGGGGGUCCGACACUACACUGUGUCUGGGACAGCCGAAUGGCCUUGUUGCAGACUGCACUGAGACUAACACAAGCUUGAUGAACAAUGCUGGAGGACGCGACAAGGCUCCAACAGCACAUAAGCGAAUAAGAAAACCAAGCAAGAGGCUGAUUGAAUGGACUGAAGAGUACGACCAGAUUUUCUCCACAAGGAAGAAAACCAAAAAGCCUCUCCAGUCGAUUGGAAAGGCAGCUCAACCCAUUACCUCCAUGUCUGAACCCCCGGGAUCGGACACGAACGCACAUGACCACCCAUCCUUGAACUUGCUUCCUGAAAUACAGACACCACCUCCUGAGGAAAUCGUUGCAACGACGCCCUCUGAACUACAAAUUCCGAGCACUGAAAACACAGCUCCCCAAGAUGCACCCGUGCUUUCCAUCGACACACUGACCCCUCCUCCUGAAGCUGAACCCUCGCUGUCAGAAGGCCUCGUGAAAGACAGCGGAAACGCUCCUCUGCUGGAGAAGAAGCGGAAGAGGAAACCCACUCAGAAGAUCCUGGAGUACUGUCUGGAGGCAGAGGCUGCGACAGGCCCCAAGAAGAAGGUCAAAACACUGAAGAACAAUUCAAAUCCUGCCCCUCAGCCAGAUCCAGGGCCACCGUCUUUAAAAUCAAAGAGUAAGCAUCCUACAGCAUCCACCUCCACACUGACGACCCCAGAGGUUCCCACCUGCACGCCCACGCCCUCCAUUCAGACCAGUCUCACUCCCAGCACUCCGGCACCGACCACUCCUGCGCCAGCUCCACCCGAACCCAGCCGGGUGGAGGCAGCGUCAACGGACGUCGAGGCUCCUCAGCCAGAGGACAGUAAGGCACAGGAGGUCAAAAAGGACACCGCGGAGUCAGAGGGUGACCCGUCCAGCUUGGCUCACAGCUUCUCCUCCAUGAAGGACGACUUGUCGCUGUGCGACGACCCACUUUUACCCUCGAGGAAGAUCAUAGGGGACCGAGGAGGCCCUGCCUCCAUGAAGGAGAACAUAUGUCAGGUGUGUGAAAAGACGGGGGAGCUGCUGCUCUGUGAGGGUCAGUGCUGUGGAGCCUUCCACCUGCCCUGCAUCUCUCUGGCUGAGGCGCCAAAAGGGAAGUUCGUCUGUCCUGAAUGCAAAUCAGGCAUCCACACCUGCUUUGUAUGUAAAAAGCGCAGUGAGGAUGUGCGGCGCUGCAUGAUCCCCGUGUGUGGGAAGUUUUACCACGGGGAGUGUAUCGCCAGCUUCGCCCCGACUGCGCCUGUGAACCGAGGCUUCCGCUGCUCCAUCCACGUCUGCCUCACCUGCUUCAUCACCAAUCCCAACAGCGUGUCCAUCUCUAAAGGUCGUCUGGUACGGUGCGUGCGCUGCCCAGUGGCCUAUCAUGCUACAGACCUCUGCAUGGCAGCGGGCAGUGUUGUCCUCUCCAACAACAGCAUCAUCUGUCCCAACCACUUCACCCCCCGUCGCGGCGUCAAGAACCACGAACACGUCAACGUCAGUUGGUGCUUCGUCUGCACAGAGGGGGGAAGUCUGCUGUGCUGCGAGUCCUGUCCUGCUGCCUUCCACCGGGAGUGUCUGAACAUUGAGAUGCCUAAAGGCAGCUGGUACUGCAACGACUGCAAAGCUGGGAAGAAACCUCGCUACAAGGACAUCCUCUGGGUCAAAGUUGGGCGAUACAGGUGGUGGCCAGCGGAGGUCAGCCAUCCCAAAACCAUCCCAGAGAACAUCCAGCGGAUGAGGCACGAUGUCGGCGAGUUCCCUGUUCAUUUCUUUGGCUCCAACGACUACCUGUGGACCUACCAGGCCAGAGUCUUCCCUUAUAUGGAUGUGGACGCCAACAGCAAAGAAAAGAUGGGGAAAGGUGUCGAUGCCACCUACAAGAAAGCUCUGGAGGAGGCAGCUGUGCGAUUUCGAGAGCUGCAGGCAGAGAAGGAGCUUCGGCAGCUUCAAGAGGACAGGAAGAACGACAGGAAGCCCCCUCCGUACAAACAUAUUAAGGUGAAUCGUCCAAUAGGAAAGGUUCAGAUCUUUACGGCCGACCUAUCAGAGAUCCCGCGCUGUAACUGUAAGGCGACAGACGAGAGCCCGUGCGGGAUGGACUCAGAGUGCAUCAACCGCAUGCUGCUGUACGAAUGCCACCCACAGGUUUGCCCGGCAGGUGAACGCUGCCUCAACCAGGCGUUCACCAAGCGUCAAUACAGCCAGGUGGAGAUCUUCAGGACUCUGUCCCGAGGCUGGGGGCUCCGCUGCGUCCAUGACAUCAAGAAGGGUCAGUUUGUGAGCGAGUACGUCGGAGAGGUGAUCGACGAGGAGGAGUGCAGGUCCAGGAUCAGACACGCGCAGGAGAACGACAUCUGUAACUUCUACAUGUUAACUCUGGACAAGGACCGGAUCAUCGAUGCUGGGCCGAAGGGGAACGAGGCUCGCUUCAUGAACCACAGCUGUCAGCCGAACUGUGAGACGCAGAAGUGGACGGUGAGCGGAGACACCCGGGUGGGACUGUUUGCUCUCGUCGACGUUGCUGCAGGCACAGAGCUUACCUUCAACUACAACCUGGAGUGUUUAGGGAACGGGAAGACAGUCUGUAAAUGUGGAGCACCCAACUGCAGCGGCUUCCUGGGCGUCAGGCCAAAGAACAACCCUCCAUCUGAAGACAAGGGUCGGAAGCUGAAGAGGAGAGGCCACGGCAAGAAGAAGAACAAGGUGGUGGUGACCAAAGAAAGAGAGGACGAGUGUUUCAGCUGCGGAGACGGAGGACAGAUGGUUUCCUGUAAGAGACCCGGAUGUCCAAAGGUUUACCACGCCGACUGCCUCAACCUCACCAAGAGGCCUGCAGGUCGAUGGGAAUGUCCGUGGCACCAGUGCGACAUAUGCGGUAAAGAUGCGGCGUCCUUCUGCGAGAUGUGUCCCAGUUCUUACUGCUGCCAGCACCGCGACGGACUGCUCUUCAUCUCCAAGCUGGACGGUAAGCUGUCCUGCAGUGAACACGACCCCUGCGGCCCUGAACCGCUGGAACCGGGGGAGAUCCGAGAGUACACCCCUGAACCCAGAGCCCUGACCUCUGGGCUGGGCAUGGCCGUCAUCCCUGCCGCCACGGCUUCUAACGCAACCACCAAUCUGACCCCGACUGCCAGGAGGGCCAAGGACAGCAGUGCCGGCGCUGACGUGUGUGCUUCUGAGUCAUUUCCUGCUUUUUCCAUCCCGGUGCCCAUCACCAUACCUGUCGCUGCUCCUGCCGCCUCGCCUCCCCCCAGCAGCUCCGAUGCUCCCAGCAGCCCGCAGGCGUUCGACCUCCCGCACUACUCGCCCAUCUCUUCAUAUGAGGAGGAGAGGGACUACCACAAGUGGCCACAGGAGCAAAUCAGCAGCAAGGCUCAGUAG